Molecule: messenger RNA, 1509 nt
Organism: Moesziomyces antarcticus
Lineage: Eukaryota; Fungi; Basidiomycota; Ustilaginomycetes; Ustilaginales; Ustilaginaceae
Product: hydrolase/acyltransferase
Exons: 1
Coding region: 1-1509 (502 amino acids)
Molecular function (GO): peroxiredoxin activity
Source: RefSeq, a predicted model, not a curated record
AUGCCACGAAUCCCAUACAGAUAUCCCGCCGCCGGCACCGACCCCAUCGCAGAUGCCAUCCGAGAACGCCGCGGCGCUCGCGGCCUCACCCCGCUCGACGGCUCGCUGCUCAACGCGCCCGCCAUCGCUAGCGGCUGGAACACGCUUCUCGGCGCCACAAGGACCAAGAAUUCCAUCCCGGACGAUGUGCGCGAGAUGAUGAUCCUCCGCGUAGCUGCACACAACUCGGCCAACUUUGAGUGGAUCCAGCAUGCUCCCGUCGCCGAACAGGCCGGCUGCACCACCGCCCAACUCGCUGCCGUCCGCGACAUUCGCGCUCCGCUUUCCGCAUCCUCGGUGUUGAGCCCGCUGCAAAAGGCUGCCAUCGCUCUGGCAGACGACAUGACCACAAAGGUCCGCGUCGACGACUCCACCUUUGCUUCGCUCAAGUCCGCCUUUGCGCAAAACGUCGAGCAGCUCGGCGACAAGGCCAACGUCGACGGCUUCCAGGGACAGGAACUCGUCAACCGCAAGGUCGCAGAGGCAACGCUUACCGUCGCCGUGUACAACAUGGUCUCGCGCUUCCUCGUCGCCAUCGACGUCGACGACCGCGCAAACGUACCCGUGCCCAAGCCUCAGGGCAGCGAACACGUCCAAGAUGCAGCCGCUCUCUCCUACCCUACCGCUAGCAACAGCUCUUCGGCGGGACGAGGACUGGUGCAGCUCCCCGACGGUCAGCUCCUCAGCACACGCGUCCACUUCCACAGCAUGAAUGCGCCCUGGGUCGUGCUCAUCAACUCGCUCAUGACCAACCUCUCCAUGUGGGACGCCGUCGUACCCGCUCUCUCGGCCCGCUUCAACAUUCUCUCCUACGACCAGCGCGGUCACGGAAACUCGGCGGUGCCUGCACAGCCCUGUACCAUCCCACAGCUCGCUGACGAUGUCGCCUUCCUCCUCGACAGCCUUGCGGUCAAGAAGGCCUACGCCGUCAUCGGCGUCUCCCAGGGCGGCGCCACCGCACUUUCGUUUGCCCUGCGUCAUCCCGACCGCUAUGAGAGGCUGGUCGCCUGCGACACACAGCCCAGCACUCCCGCCGCCAACGUGGCCGCCUGGGACGAGCGCAUUGCACUCGCAAACUCCAAAGGAAUGAGCGAGCUCGCCUCCGUCACCGUGCCGCGCUGGUAUGGCCCCGGAUCCCAGGCGAGCGCCGAGUGCCGAUCCUGGACCGAGGCCAUGGUCACAUCCACCCCUCUCGACGGAUUUGCCGCCGGUGCUCGAGCGCUGCAGAGCUACGACCUCGUCAACGACGGCAUCAUCGACGCCUUUGCCAGCAGAGCAUCGUCGCAUCGCCACCUCCUGCUCGCCGGCGAGGCGGACGGCAAGCUGCCCGAAACGCUUCAGGCCUUCGCCACCAAGCUCACCCAGGCUGGUGCUGCCGCUGAAUUCGCGAGCGUGCCCAACGCCGGCCACCUUCCCAUGUGUGACAACCCAGAGGCAUGGCUUCAGCCCGUUCUCAAAUUCCUCGCCUAG